Messenger RNA from Pelobates fuscus (common spadefoot toad), 812 nucleotides. RefSeq lists its product as uncharacterized. Bases 39 to 638 code for a protein of 199 amino acids. Gene Ontology annotation, molecular function: oxygen carrier activity; oxygen binding; heme binding. Lineage: Eukaryota; Metazoa; Chordata; Amphibia; Anura; Pelobatidae. The record is from RefSeq and is a predicted model, not a curated record. The transcript has 5 exons. Gene Ontology annotation, biological process: oxygen transport; response to hypoxia.
CAGAACUCAUGCAAUAAAACCGCUCCAGAAAGGCAGUGAUGGGUUGUGUUCUUUCUGGAUUGAAGUGGACUCGGACACCUUCUAAGGACCAUGUCACACCUGAACCCCUUCUACCUACACUGGGCCUAACUCCGCAACAACAGCAGCUGCUUAUAGAGACGUGGGAGCUCAUUAAGCAGGAUAUUGCAAAGGUUGGAGUCAUUGUCUUUAUCAGGCUCUUUGAAACCCACCCUGAAUGCAAGGAUGUGUUUUUUCUCUUUCAUGAUGUGGAUGAUCUGAAAUUGAGUAAGGAAUUACGUGCCCACGGACUAAGGGUCCUAUCUGUUGUGGAGAAGAGUGUAGCCCGGAUAGAAAAUGUAACUCGUCUGGAAGAACUCCUUUUUGAGCUUGGAAGGAGUCAUUACAGAUACAAGGCACCUCCUAGAUAUUAUCAGUACGUGGGGAUGGAGUUUCUAUCUGCCAUUCGCCCAAUUUUGAAAGAAAAAUGGACACCAGAGGUGGAGGAGGUGUGGAAAGUUCUGUUUACGUACAUCUGUGCAGUAAUGAAAGCUGGCUACCAGGAAGAAGAGAAUAAGCAUUAUGACGAGAAGACUCCUACAAUCAAACGACAGGCAAAGAGUCAGGCGACUGCAAUGUAGAAAACAAAGGGAAGUUAGUAUAAGGCAGAGUACCAAUGUUUAUCAUUCCUGGAAGGUUUACAUCAAUCCCCCUCACUGCGCUAAUGUGUCAGGUGUUUAGCCAAUCUUAGUCAGGUUAUCAAGCAUCUCAAUAUAGGUAUCUUAUUCAAUAUUCCUUCAUGUCCAGCAAAUGAA